CGUAGACAAUAAUAACCUUUCCGAUAAACAAAAAAAAAAGAAUUAAAAGAUAUCUAAUCCAUAACCGACACUUGUCCGUUCCGCCUUCUAUAACUGUACGUCUUAUUCUCUUUCGUCCCCUUUUUUUCUACCUCUAAUCUCCGGUCACCCACUUCUCUUCUUCUCUAAAUCUCUCCGCAAUAUCAAGGAGCUCUCUCUCACCGGUUAAAAGUUGUCGCCGGGGAUUACAAUGGUUGAAUAUCCGGUAAAUGAAGUAUUUAUGCUGUGAUUGGUCUUUUUAUCCUUUUUUUUUAUUGUCAGUACCCAGAGAAAUGAUAGAUCCGUUUAUUGUGAUUCACGUUCGAUCCAGAAUUUGGUUCCACAAGAGAGAAAAAAUCCCUUCAUCGUUGCUUUUGUUUUGCCUUAAUCUCAUCAGAAACGGUGAUUAUCGACUCUAGCGGUGGUGUUGGCUUUUUUCUUCCUUUUUUUGGGGUGAGUAUACGGUUUCGGUGUCAAAUUGUUGAUUUGGAAGUUUGCGGUUUCGAUCUUUAAAACUGGGAAAGAUGAAUAUAAGGGUGGCCGAGGAAGAAUCGGCUCAAGAGAUUCAUAUCCCAGCCGAUAUAGAUUGGGAAAUGCUCGAUAAAUCCAAGUUUUUCUUCUUAGGUGCUGCUCUGUUUUCAGGUGUUUCAGCCACCCUUUACCCUGUAGUUUUGGUUAAAACGAGGCAGCAAGUGGCUCAAUCUCAACUUUCUGGUAUCCGAACCGCCUUUUCUAUUGUUAAACACGAAGGUUUGAGGGCUUUAUACCGCGGAUUCGGUACUUCUUUAAUGGGAACAAUCCCGGCUCGAGCUCUUUACAUGGCAGCUCUUGAGGUUACCAAAAGUAAUGUAGGCAGUGCCACGGUUAACUUGGGUGUUCCCGAACCAACCGCGGCGGCAAUAGCUAACGCUGUUGCCGGAUUAAGCGCUGCAAUGGCUGCACAGCUUGUUUGGACCCCGGUCGAUGUGGUAAGCCAGAGGUUAAUGGUUCAAGGAACCCACCCGAGCUGUAGUUCACCUCGUAGAUACGUAAAUGGGAUCGAUGCGUUUAGGAAAAUAGUUAGAACGGAUGGUCCGAAGGGGUUGUACAGAGGCUUUGGUAUAUCGAUUUUAACGUAUGCUCCAUCGCAUGCAGUGUGGUGGGCAUCUUAUUCGAUAGCUCAGAGGCUCGUUUGGGGAGGCAUUGGAUGCUACAUUUGGAAGAAAGAUGAUGAGAGUAAUAAUAGUAACACGAUUAGGCCGGAUACGAAGACGGUAAUGGCUGUUCAGGGAGUGAGUGCAGCCAUGGCCGGAGGGGUAUCAGCUUUGAUUACAAUGCCACUGGACACAAUCAAGACUAGACUGCAAGUCCUGGAUGGGGAAGAGAAUGGGAGGCGUGGACCAACAGUUGGGCAAACUGUUCGGAAUCUGAUUAAAGAAGGUGGAUGGCUAGCUUGUUAUAGAGGGUUAGGGCCCAGGUGGGCGUCUAUGUCAAUGUCUGCAACAACAAUGAUCACUACUUAUGAGUUCUUGAAACGGCUCUCAGCUAAGAACCAGGGCUCCUUCAUGUAAUACUUUCUUUCUUCUUUCUGGCUUCUUUCAUCUCUGACUAAAUCAUGCUUCUAAUGUUUUUUCUUCUUUCUCAGUUAGUCGUAAAUCUGGGUGCAGCUUCUUUUUAAUCUCAAUACGAAUAUAAAUCUCUUUAUUUCUUUUC
Messenger RNA from Hibiscus syriacus, 1710 nucleotides. RefSeq names its product solute carrier family 25 member 44-like. The coding region runs from base 543 to 1568 and encodes 341 amino acids. NCBI's taxonomy places the organism in Eukaryota, Viridiplantae, Streptophyta, Magnoliopsida, Malvales, Malvaceae. The transcript has a single exon. Gene Ontology annotation, biological process: transmembrane transport. The record is from RefSeq and is a predicted model, not a curated record.